Messenger RNA from Acanthosepion pharaonis, 639 nucleotides. Lineage: Eukaryota; Metazoa; Mollusca; Cephalopoda; Sepiida; Sepiidae. The record is from the annotation of a GenBank genome assembly.
AUGAACGCAAAACCGUUUGCCGGUCUCUUCAAGCCGGGAAACUGUUUCUCUUCGACUUUACCCGAUCGUUGUUUCUUUUAUGUUCGGCGUCUUAUUUAUUCAAAGACUAGAGUAAAAGUUUUCGACACUUUCGUAUUUCGCUCCUCUCUUCAUUCAGUAGCUAAGACAUCGUGCUGCUCUGAUGGCGAGCCUUUAACUGCUACCGCAGUUAAAGGCUCUCCGGUUCCAAGAACCGUCAUCACCGUCAAAUCCCACCCCCACGCCGCGAUACUCCCCCUCCUUACACCACCUCCCCCCACUGUGAUUAUCCUUCUUUUUCUUCGUUCCACUUUUCAUUAUCCUGUUUUCAUCUUUUCGUCGACUUCCACCAGUCCCAUCCCCAUCGCCGACCAGCCUACGCAAUUUUCCUCCUUGUCUUGCCCCCUCCCCCUCCCAAUUAAUUUUUCCUUAUCAUUUCCCGAUUGCUCCCCGCGACCAAUUUCAACCCCCCUCCACCCCGACAACACCCUAUCUACUUCUGUUCGCAUUCCCAUUGCCAACCAAUCUUUUGUUCUGCUUUUGCGGCGCGGAAGUCUGAGAUUUGGUGCUUUCUAUCGCCGCCAUUGUUUCGGAGUUCGCAAUGCACAGGACAGGAAGUGA